Molecule: messenger RNA, 7728 nt
Organism: Chara braunii
Lineage: Eukaryota; Viridiplantae; Streptophyta; Charophyceae; Charales; Characeae
Source: the annotation of a GenBank genome assembly
UCCAAAAUUGUGAGAGGAAUGGGGAGUCGCGAUCGCUGAUGAGGUGUUCUGGGAGACCAUGAUGACCGGUGACGUGGUCAAAGAAGAGUUUGGCGACGUCCUUGGCUUGGCAGAUGGUGGUGCAAGGGAUGAAAUGGGCACGCUUGGUAAGGCGGCAGAAAACGACAUAGAUGCAAUCGUGACCGUGGUCGGUCGUGUGGAGACCACAUUACGAAGUCCAUGGAGACAGAUUGUCAACGGGAUUGGCGGUUUGGCAAGUACGACAAGAACGGAUAUAGGCUUUGACGUCGGCAAGGAGCGAGGGCCAGUAGAGGUAACGGGAGAUAUUGUCAAAGGUUUUCUGGAAAUCGAGGUGUCCAAUAGUCUUGGCGUUGUGGUGUUCAUCCAAGAACUGGGUACGGAGACCACGGACGGAAGGGAUGCAAAGGCCGUGAGUUCCUUUGGUGUCGAUGUAGAGGAGAUGGUCGAUGAGGGAGUAGUCAUGGACAAUGUUAAGGUUGAGGAGUUUGGUGUAGGUAGGGGCGAAGUCGGGGCAGGAGGUGUAGCCAUGGAUGAAGCGAUGUUGGAAAGAUUCGGGAAUGUUGACAUGCGUCAUGGCAGCAAAGACUUUCUCAGGGGGCUUAUGAUCGGGUCGGCGAGGGAGGGCAUUGGCAACACGAUUGGUCUUGCCGGGAGUAUGGCAAAUGGUGAAGGUAAAUUGGGCGAGAAAGUCCAGCCAACGGGCCUGACGAGGGGUGAUAUACUUUCUGGUGAGGAUAGUGGAGACGACGGUGUUGUCGUUGCGAAUGGUAAAGUACUGGCCAUCGAGGAUGGAAAGUACCUUCUCGAUGUGUUGAAGGUGGGACUCGAAGGUGGAUGCAAAGUCUUCAGCAAGAUCGAUCUGAAGUCUGGCUACCACCAGAUCAAAGUCGAUCCUGCAGACCAGCAUAAAACCGCAUUCAAAACUCGCGAUGGGUUGUUCAUAAGCGCAGAUUGGAAAGACUUCACCUCCCAGACCUAUGACAUGAAGCUCAAGAUGCACCCCGAAGCCAAUGGACUGGCCGAGGAGAUCAACCAGACCGUAAUCCAACUUCUCAGGGCUCUUAUCGUGCCUGACCAGAACUCUUGGGAUGAGGAGUUGCCGAUUGUGCAGGGGUUGUACAAGAACUCCAUCCACUCCUCCAUCGGGACGACACCUAACCGGCUGCAUCUUGGAUGGAAAAUCCGCAAUCCUCUAUCUUAUCUGUUCCCGGAACAGCCACCUGGUCUAACACCUGGCCAGCCAGGCUUCAACACUAAGUAUGAUCGUUUGCUCAAAGUUGUUGUCGCAGCUAUGGAAAGGCGACGCAGAGAUAAGACGGAGAUGGCUCUUGACACUUGGUUGAGAACGGUUCCAAUGUGGGUCAGGGCGAAGAGGACGCUGGUAGAGGAGGAGGUGAUAACUGUUGCAUCCUACUUAGAGGGUUCAGCAGCUCGCUGGCUUAAUGGAUUGGUGGCUUCCAAGGGAUUCGGCAGGAACAUGGGUGAUUGCGCCAAGACCCACACCCUAGAGAGCUUUAUGGAUUUGGUAGAGUUGGAGUGGCACAACCCUCAGCAGGCGCAGAUAGCCACUGAUGGGUUAUUGAAACUUGAUGUUAGGAAGUACAAGUCGGUGCGCGAACUCACCACGGCCGUAGAGCGUUUGAUUGUCGUCUCAGGCGUGGAGUACAAUCCGCAGGUCUUGCUGACCAUGUUCUUGAGGUGUCUUUCCACAAACAUCAAGAACUUAUUAGACAACGAGGCUCAACUCGAGUAUCACACUUUUGAGACCUUCAGCAAGAAGGCCCUAGACUUAGAGGCUACGUUCGAUUAUCUACGUGCGCUGAUUUAUGAGUUUGGCCUUUCUGAGAACGUUACUCGAUCCUUGGGGGAAGCCUACAAGGAAGACCCUAUAACUAUGGACAUCAUCAACAAACUAAAGGCCAAGGACAUGGCCACCACUGACGAGUUUGUGAUGGUGGAUGGGUUACUCUUCCUUGAGAAGGCAGGGUUUAAAAGCAAGAGUGGGAAGAAACAUAUCUUCGUCAUAGGUGAUAGGUUCACUAAGUUUGCUAGACUAAUUGCAAUGUCGGAGACCGCCAAGACUGAACACGUCAUCAAGUUAUUCAUGGAUAACUGGGUGCGUAACUUUGGACUACCAACGACGAUUGUUAGUGAUAGAGACGUGCGUUUCACAAGCGAGAUGUGGAAGAAGACCGCUGAACAGAUGGGCAGCCAGCUCCAAAUGACUUCUGGGAAUCAUCCCGAAGCAAAUGGGCAGGCUGAACAGAUGAACCGGGUGGUGCAGCAUCUGCUGAGGCAUUAUAUUAACCUCAUCCAGGAUGACUGGGAUAAGAAAUUACCUCUGAUCGCGAGUCUGUACAAUAACGCAGUACACAGUACUAUCAAGGUCACCCCGAAUCAGCUGCAUCUUGGGUGGAAGCUUAGAUCUGCAUUAGACUUCCUCCUUCCUGAAAACCGACCAGCUGCAACUCCUGGAACCAUUGAAUUUAGUGUCCAGUAUGAGAAGUUGCUGCGGCAAGUUGUCGAGAACAUCAAGAAUUCCCAGGAAGCAAUGAUUGCUUCUCAGAACAAACAUGACAACAAGUAUGGGUUAAGGCUAUUUAACACGCGGGCCCGCGGUGCGUUUAUGGUGGUUCGGCCGGCUGCGCACGGGUUCACGCGAGCGGGGGAGACGGUGGGGGGUGCUAGACGGGAGACCCUGAGGCGGGCGACAGUCAAGGAGGGUUGGAUUGCAAGGGGGUUUGGGGGAAGGGGGACCCUGCGGCGGGCAGCGGUUAACGGGGGUUGGGUUGCAGCGGUGCGGUCGGGGGGAGUCAUCGAGGGUUGUCUCGCCAGGGUGGUCGACAUGGGGAGGGCACAGCGCCGUCAACAUGAGGCUGCCGUGGACCAUAUGCAGGACACAUUCAGGGCCUGCUCGCCUGUUUAUCGGUACCUGGUUGCCGGCCAGAAGGUCGACAACAAGGGGGUCAUGAUGCUCCGUUGCACGUUUUGCAACAAAGUUUUCCAAGGGACCCAAUUUCAGGCCACGAGGCACUUCUCGCAGACAAACUACUGCAAGGACGUCAGCGACGAGGCGUUGUACGAGAUCGCUCGACAGAGUCAACAGAAGUUCGAGGCCAAUCAGAUGGAGAGGGUUGCCAGGUAUGCAGCGGAGCCCGGACUCGAUGUGCCCGGCACGGGUGGUGCAAGGGGAGGAGAGGCGGGCCGGCGUCCGGUGGAGGGAGGGGUCGGGGGAGAUGGUGGGCAUGGUGCGCCAGACCCCACUUUGGGUGGUGGAGGCGGUGAGACGGAGGAGGGCGUGAUCCACGUCGAUCGCAAGGCGUGUGGCCCAGGCAAGGAGGGAGUCCCGGAACGGGAGGACGUGCCAGAGUUUUAUCCAGGCACUGGGGAGAGGUUGGAGGACUGGCGGAGGCGAGCAGGCAAGGGAGCUGCAACGGAUGGGUCUUCCAAGAGGAAGACAGGAGGAAGUGAUACGGCUGCCACCCCAACAAGAAAGAGGCUUCGCCAACAGAAGGUGACUGAUGUCUACGGUGGCGAGUGGGUUGCUCGCCACAAGAAGGAAUUCCUUCGCUGGCUGUAUUCCAGCGGGGUCUCCUUCAAUGCCUUCCGCAACCAGGCUUGGAAGGGAUAUCAACAGGUGCUUCUUGAGCAGUCUGGCGGUUCCCCGCGCGCUGUGCUCCCCAACCACUGCGAGAUUGUGAGUAUAAGGGCGGUGGAGACCCACCGUGCGGAGUUGGCGGAGGAGUUGGAGGAGGUGAGGCAGCCAUUCUGGGUGACUGGUGCCACCCUCCUCUCCGAUGGGAGGAAAUCACGAGACGGGAGACCGAUCGUGAAUUUCCUUGCCGCUGGCUCGCGAGGGGUCGUCGUGUACAUGACGAUCAAUCGAGAGGGCGAGGCGGACGAUGCAGUGCACGUCCUUUGGAGAUGGGUUACCAUCUUCCACGAGUUCAGCUUCGGCGGGCCGCAGCGGAUCAAUGCGAUAUGCACUGACUCCGCUUCUGCCUAUGUGGGGGCUGCAAGGGCAUUGGCCUCGCCGUCCAUGCCUCCUGCACUGAGGAGGAUCACUUGGCUCCCGUGCUCCGUCCAUGUCUGCAACAAAUUGUUGUCAGAUAUGGGGACGAGUUGCGACGCGUUUGUGGACGCGAUCACACGCGCUCGUGUGCUGGUGGUGAUUUUCAAAACCCACCAGGCCGCCCUUCAUUUUUUUAGGACGCGCAGCCCCGAUAAUGGGCUUUUUCUUUCUUGUGAGACGUGGUUCGCGUCUGUUUACUCCAUGCUAGAGAGCCUGUUGGCCCUGCAGGACACUCUGCAGGACAUGAUGCGAAGGGAUGACACGCGGGCUUUUGCUUCCAUCGCGUGGUCCGCCGAUGUGUGCGUCAUGGCACGUUGGGUGCGCCGACAGAUCAGAUGGGAUCCAUGGUGGCAGAGGGUGGCCACCAUCGUCCAUAUCAUGCAGCCCGUCAUGGAAUUGCUUAGGCGGAUGGAUCGUGGGGGACAGUACAUGUCCCUCAUGAUUGAGUGGACGCAGGAUCUUGUCCGCCGUGUCACGGACGCAUGCGCCCCUUUGGGGAAGUCGUUCGCCGACCGGAUCAUCAGGCGUGUGCAGGCUCGCACACAGCACAUGCUUGAGCCGGCUCACUGCGCAGGGUUCUUACUGAACCCCCGCAGGCGACACGUUCGCUACUUUUCGGGCCAGGUAGAUCGGUACGAUGCUUGGCUUGUGGGGCAAGCCAAGAGGUACAUUCUGACGCUGACGGGAUUCGAGUUGGAGGGUGCGAAGUACAUCCUUGCAUGUCGGCAGUUUGAGGACUUCCACAUUCACGGCGACAGCGAGACGAUUGAGUGCGCGUCUUGGUGGUCUCAGUUCGGGUCGGGUGCGCCAGAGUUGCAGCGUUGCGCUCUUCAGGUGAUGCACAUGUGGUAUUGCGCCUCUCCAGCGGAGAGGAACUGGGCAGUCCACGAGGGCAUUCACACGAAGAAGCGCAACCAGUUGGCCUUCGAGAAGGUCGUUCAACUUGUUGAGAUCACCGCAAAUGUGCGGUUGAGUGAGUAUCGGCGGGCCGGACGCGGUUAUGUGUUGCCAUGGCAGCGGGACGAGGGCACGCUGGCUUGCCAGGCAGGACUCGAGUUGCAGCAUGUGCCCUCGGGGACUCGCAGGGGGAUGACGGAGGAGGAGAUUGCCCGUCAGGUUGCACUUAUUACCCGGGAUCCGAUCGGGGCGUCCGCACCACCCUCUGCUGAUGCCGUUUUCGAUAGACGUGCUUGCAUUUUUCGUCCCUACCCCAGGGAGGACGACUCAGACGAGGAGCCGGUACCCGAGGCGGCAGAUGACCCUACGCUCCGCAUUCCCCGCGAGAUCGACGAGACGCACGAGGAUCCCGACUCCGCGGAGACGAGGGAACACACUGCACGACGGGCGGCGGACCGGGCGGAGAGGGAGAUGCUGGGGGGAGAGGAGGAGUUUUGGGGCCCAUUCGGUGAGGUCGCUUCCACGGGCAGCCCAGAGGCGCAGGCGACGACCCCCACUCCGACGAGGCGGGAGUCGUCCAUGCCACCACCUCCUGCUCCGAGUCCUGCACCACCAUCGCCCGUCUCGCCACUUCAGCCGGCCACGGCAAUGGCGGACAGGGAGGAGUUGGGGUCCUCUUUGCCUCAGCGCGGACUUCUCCACAGAGGCGGGGCAGAGGAGGGGGCACCGUCGGCAGCAGCAGUGGAGAGUUCGGUGGCACUAGCGGCGGUGCCGGACACGACGAUCUUAGCCGCGGUGGAGGAGAUAGCAGCAGCAGCAGCAGCAGUGCUGGAGGAGAUGGUAGCAUCAGUGUUGGAGGACGAUCCACCAGCGGCAGGAGGAGGUGCAGCAGUGGAGGGGCAGGUGGCAGCAGCAGGAGGAGUAGGUGGAGGAGCAGCAGCAGUGGAGGUUGAGGUGGCAGCAGCAGUGGAGGAGGAGGAGGCAUCGUCGGCAGCUGCAGUGGAGGGGGAGGUGCCAGGACCAGUGGAGGAGGAGAUAGCCGCACAGGCCGAGGUGCAGCGUGGGGGCCAUGACGAGCGCCUCAUGCAGCAGUUCCUCACGGAGGAGCUCGAUUCGGUCAUAGCGGGUAUGACCCCGGGUGUGGCGAGGGGUUUUGGGAUUUCGGAUUCGGAGAUGGGGACCCACUUAGACUUAGAUUUGUCGAUGGGCCUUCCACCUAGUUGCGGCGGGGCCACAUCAACGGACCGGGCUCCAUCGAGGGACGAGGCGCCAGGACAGACUUGGACGCAGACCGCGAGAGAGAGGACGACGACUGAGUCUCCCGAUGCAACACGCGACAUCAUGGAGCGAGAGAGGGCUCGACUUUUGACAUCGAGUGACCCGCGUGCUCAGUGGUUUGCACGGGCCGUAGAGGAGGCCAGGCGUCGAGAGAUAGGGGGGGAUUGUGUGCAGGGUGGGGUGGUGGCGAGGGAGGACGUUGCGGAGGGACUGGUAGCAGAGCCGGUACCCGAGGCUAUGCCGGGUGGAGCAGAGGCAGCGGACGUUGCUGUGGAGGGAUGGCCUCAGGCGGUGGAUGAGGCUGUGCAGAGGGAGGCACUGCACUUGGAGAGAGUUCGGGGGCGGAGGGGUUGGGGAUGCAUCGUGGAUCCCGCCGUGAGCAGACCGCUGCAGAGGGUUGUUGUGUUGAGGAAGGGAGGAGGCCCAGUCACCAUCGAGGAGGAUGAUCCUGAUACGGAUGCAGCUGUGCGGGACGCGGAUGAGGACUAUGAGGGCGAGGAGGGGGGAGAGGAGGAGAGCAGGAGCGGUUCCGAUGGUGAUGACAAGGAUAACUACGAUGAGCCCCCACCUCCCCCAGGACCCCCACCGACGCCGAAAGCUGUGGCGUUGCACGGGUAUAGACCUGGGUACUGGUAUCACCAGGCCCGUUGGAAGCCCGUGUCCGGGGAAGGACCGUGGAUCACUGCCAUACUCAACUAUGACGGUGGAGAUGAGCUGGUACUGAAGAUCAACGAGGAGGGAGGAAGAGAAGGGGAAAUGCGGACUAACUCGAAGUUACAGGACGCGAUUUCGGAGACGAGAGACCGGGCUGAGAGACGUUGCAGACGGGACGGAGUGACGGCAAGGCUACGGAUAACGGUGGCCUAUCACGAGAUUGAGACCUCGAUGGACACGGCAGACCAAGAACAGAUCCACCAGGACACGGACUCAGGAGGAGAAAGCGAGAUGAGUGAUGCAGAUCGGGAGACGGAUCUCAGGUCCUGGAACAGACCAGGUGAGAUCGAGAGGCAUCACCGGGCAGUGAAGUCAGUGGAGCAGGGACCAUGGGCCAGCUCUCGGCAACUGGCGCCCAGAGGCCGCGAGACGGGAGAGGAACGCGGCAGAGGGAAAGGACGAGUGUGAAAAUCCGGCGCCCUAAGGUCAACGAGGGGCGAGCUGAACUCGAAAACGGAGAGGCAAGUGCCGUGGGGCUGGCACAUGCGGAGAUGCUCGUCCUGCACGUGCGCGUCAAGAAAGGUCAACGAGAGAGAGAAAAAAAAAGGGGUGAAAACGGAAUGCGCGGACAGGUGAAGAAAGCUGCUGCCAUGCUUACGUAUGGCGUGCGCGUUUGCUGAACGCCACGAAGAGAAAGGGGGAGAAAGAGAGUGCAAUGUGGUUGAUGUCAAACUGCUGGCAGACACGAGUAUGUGGUGAGAGCCUGCUGCACUAGUCGGAGAGGUGGAUAAACAAGUGGGUUCUUA